GUGCUGGGGCUGGGUGGAGGGUGAAGGCCCACCAGUGCUCCCCUGCAUAGCAGCUCCUUGUGGGUUGGGGCCUCCACAGAGCAGGUGGCCUCGGGGGUACAAGGGCAAUGGUGGGGUGAUGGAGCCAGCCAGGAAGGGGCCCAUCCUUCUCCCAGGGAGCACAGGGACAGCCGGAGACUGGCAUUUAACCAACAAGCCAAGGGGCAGGGGGUUCCUGCAGGGACGCAUGUGCAGUCCCAAGGCAUUCGUGUAAGGCCCUUGGAGCCCCACUUCAGGGUUUGGCUGGCCGAGGAGAGGCCUGGAUGUGGUGAGGAUGCAUCAGUGGUGUCAGAGCUGGUGCCACUGGGGACGGCAGCAGGCACUUGUUUGAGCCGCCUUCACCCUCCCUCACCCACGGCAGGCGGUUGAGCACCGGAUCCGUGAGGAGCAGCGGGCAAUGGACCGGAAGAUCGUCCUGGAGCUGGACCGGAAGGUGGCUGACCAGCAGAGCACACUGGAGAAGGCGGGGGUGGCUGGCUUCUACGUGACCACCAACCCGCAGGAGCUGAUGCUGCAGAUGAACCUGCUGGAGCUCAUCCGGAAGCUGCAGCAGAGGGGCUGCCAGGCAGGGAAGGCAUCCCUGGGACUGGGAGGUCGCUGGCAGCCACCUGCUGCUCAGUGUGACCAGGAAGGCAGCCCUGUCCCACCAUAGUCACAGGCAGCAGGAGGCUGGGCAGAGUUCAUCUUCUUGACCUUUGGCCACUGCCUUCGCAGCUGCCUGCAGGGUCUCCCUGCUGAGGAGAGGCCAGGUGGACCCUGGCUGCCUGUCCCUAUCUUCAUCUGGGACUUUCUGCCAAAUGCUAGCAUGUCAUAAAGGGGAGGUGGGUCCAGCCUGCCGCUACCUGCCUCAGGGCCAGGCGAGUGGGCAUGGGGGUUCUCACACCUUUUCACUCCGCGGGGCAUGUCGCAACCUGCACUGGGGCCCACCCGAGUGCUUGUUCUGGUCUCCACCUCUCCCUUGGCAGCUGUAGCCCCCAUGCAGAAGAGGCUCCAAGGCCCAAGCUCUGUGUGACUCAGAGAAAUAAAGAUGCCUCAGUGUGGCCUGCA
Molecule: messenger RNA, 1086 nt
Organism: Sapajus apella (tufted capuchin)
Lineage: Eukaryota; Metazoa; Chordata; Mammalia; Primates; Cebidae
Product: protein DGCR6-like
Exons: 2
Coding region: 437-691 (84 amino acids)
Source: RefSeq, a predicted model, not a curated record